Messenger RNA from Python bivittatus (Burmese python), 2364 nucleotides. The record is from RefSeq and is a predicted model, not a curated record. Lineage: Eukaryota; Metazoa; Chordata; Lepidosauria; Squamata; Pythonidae.
AUGCAUUUCUGUCCCUCCCAGGUGAAGUGUGUCGAUCUUCUUGAAACAUACAUUGAGAGGAUCAAGCAAGUGAACCCACUCAUCAAUGCUGUUGUUAAGGACAGGUUUGAGGCUGCCCUGCAGGAGGCCCAAGCCAUUGAUCAGCUGUUGUCCGAGGGACAGGAAGAUGAAGAGUCACUUCAGAAAAAAUUCCCCUUGCUGGGCGUUCCUGUCACCAUCAAAGAAGCCUUUUCAUUACACGGAAUGCCCAAUACCUCUGGACUGGUCAGCCGGCGCAAUGUGAUCUCCGUGUCGGAUGCUGUCGUGGUAUCUCGGUUAAAGCAAGCAGGCGCUAUUCCUCUGGGGGUGACCAACUGCAGCGAGCUGUGUAUGUGGUUUGAGUCAAGCAACUGUGUGUAUGGCCGAUCGAACAACCCCUAUAACCUUGACUGCAUUGUAGGAGGCAGCUCAGGAGGUGAAGGUUCCAUCUUAGCAGCCGCUGGUUCUGUGAUUGGGAUCGGCUCAGACAUCGGGGGCAGCAUCCGCAUGCCCGCUUUCUUCAAUGGCAUCUUUGGGCACAAGCCCAGCACAGGUGUGGUGCCCAACAAUGGCCAAUUCCCUGAUGCUGUGGGUCCCCGGACCGACUUCCUGUGCACGGGACCCAUGUGUCGUUAUGCUGAAGACCUAGAACUCAUGUUGAGAGUCAUGGCUGGAACAAACAUUUCCAAACUGAAGCUGGAUGACGAGGUAUCCUUGCAGAAUAUAAAGUUUUAUUCUAUGGAACACGAUGGAGGAUCCGUUUUCAUCUUCCCAGUUGAGAAAGAGAUUCUUCAAGCUCAUCGGAAAGUGGUAACGCACUUAAAGACUGACCUGGGGGUUGAGGUUGAGAGUGUGGCCAUCCGGAAAAUGAAGUAUUCCUUCCAAAUUUGGUCAGUCAUGAUGUCUUCCAAGAGUAGUGAUGGUCAGGAAAAUCAAACCUUCACUGAUUUGCUUGGAGACCACGGAAAGCCAGUGUGGCCAUCAUGGGAGCUGGUGAAAUGGAUGAUAAGAAAAUCUUCUCAUACGCUACCAGCCAUUGCACUAGGAAUGACAGAGAAGUUCACAAACUACAACUCCAAGGUAACUGCUAAGCUAGCAAGCAUGGCACAGAGCCUGCGAGCAGAGAUGGUGGAAUUAUUAGGAGAGGAUGGUGUCUUCUUAUACCCUUCACACCCUGUCCUAGCUCCCAAGCAUCAUAUGCCCCUGGGGAUGCCCUUCAAUUUUGCCUACACAGCCAUCUUCAAUAUUCUGGGCUUACCAGUGACCCAGUGUCCUCUCGGCCUGAGCAAGGAUGGACUCCCUUUAGGCAUCCAGGUGGUGUCAGGACCCCAGAAUGACCACUUGACCUUGGCCGUGGCACGAUACUUGGAGAAGGCAUUUGGAGGCUGGGUUCCCCCUGGCCCAUCCUAACACGUGUUUCCUGGGACCUGGAGGCAAAAGAAGCAGAACGCUCCCCCAUCUGUGAAAUCUAGGGCUAGGUGUGUGUGCCUGAAGUUUCGAAGGGCCGUGUCACCUUUCCUCACCCAUGCAACCCAAGGGAAUACAUAUGGGGUAAUGAACUUGUCCACCAAGUUAGGUAAUUUCUCCCAUGCAAGCGAAGCUAAAAGAAUGAAGGAGUCAGCUGGCUCUCUUCUCUUUGACUUCCUUGCUAGAUUUAGGGGAGGAUGGUGUCUCAGGGAAGGCAAGGCUGAGAGCAACCCUGAUGGGAGUUGUGAAAUGGUCCUUUUUCCCCUUUCGUAUGCUGUUUUUGACAACAGCAUUGGUAGAGUAGGAUUGGUGUCCCCUGCUUCUACUAUUUUCUGCUGCUUAGAAAUCAGUUUAGACCAAGAGGGAUUUUAUGGAAUUGCAUUCUUCUGCUAGAAAGAAUAGGAGAAACCAAGGUUCCCAAGUCCCUCUCGGUUUGCACAGAGAAUGAGAAACAGCCCUGGGACCAGACAGCUUGGCUUUGCUUCAUCUUUUCAUGGACUUCUGCUCAAGCGAGGGUUGAGAUUGAUGGGAGCUGCCCCGGCAGGUACCAAGCCCACUGAAAGACACAUAUUGAUAGGCUCAAGAAAACUUCUGGUGGAGUCUGAUGUGUCUCAGUGCUUCUGCCAAUGCACUUCCUGUUCUGUCGCUAUGGGAUGGGGGUCUUUAGAAUGGUGAGUCCGAGCCAUGCUUUGUGUUGGCGAAAUGACUUUUUCCUGUUGAUGCUUGAUCCUUACUGCAUUGCACCCACCACCCUCUGGAUUGGGCUGCCUGCAGUGGAAAACUACGGCCUGUCAGUCAGUUCUCACGGGCCCAAUAAAAUGAAAUAUGUGUUGCUGUCCUGAUACGUCAAUAGAAUGUAAUGUAUUGUCUGGCACUGGA